AGUUGCUUUUGUGGCUCAGAAGAGCAGCGACAGCCAGACGAGCCGGAUGGCCUAAACGAAACGAAGAGCGACGCGCGGCCCAAAAAAAAAUAAAGAAGAAAGAAACAAACCAACAAAAGAGCCACAACAAUUUCUAUUACAAUUGAUAUUUAUUUUUGUUUCUGUUGAAUUUAGUGUUUAGUGAGUGCGGUUUUCGAUUUUCGUUUUGUUUUUGUUUUGGUGUUUUCUUGCCUCAAUGUGUGUGCCCGAAUGAAAGUGCCGCCAAUAGCUGCCACACUGCCACUGCCACUGCCACUGCCACACUGUCAACGUGAUCGUGACGAGCGAACGAAAGUGUGCCAGGCUUUCGAUUAAUUCUUGUGCGGCUAAACCCGUGUUGACUGCAAAAGUACAGAGCCAAAAAAAAGUUCGAGUAAACCCCCCGCGGCAAUCCAAAUCCCAACCACACACCCAGAAUGGUUGUUGUGCCCGCUGUCCUGUCCGUGGGCGGGCUCCUGUUCAAGGCCAGCAGCGCUGCCUCGGCGGGAGCGGCUGCCGUGGGUGCCUCCUCGCUGGGGCUGGCCAUUGCCGGCGCCAUCAAGCUGGCCACCGCCGUCGUGGGCGUGGGCAGGCUCACCAUUCUGCCCUUCCUGAUAGCGGCCAUUGCGUACUACAACUACGAUCUGUUCGAUCCGGAGAACCGGCCCUUCAAUGUGCCGCAGGUGGACCAGGCGUACGAUUUCAUCAUCAUUGGCGGCGGCUCGGCGGGCACUGUGCUGGCGUCGCGACUCUCCGAGAUUAGCCACUGGAAGAUCCUGCUGCUGGAGGCCGGCGGACACGAGACGGACAUCUCCGAUGUGCCGCUCCUCUCGCUCUAUUUGCACAAAAGCAAAAUGGACUGGAAGUAUCGCACCCAGCCGCAGGCCACUGCCUGCCAGGCCAUGAAGGAUCAUCGCUGCUGCUGGACGCGCGGCAAGGUGCUGGGCGGCAGUUCGGUGCUCAACACAAUGCUCUACAUACGCGGCAAUCGGCGGGACUUUGACCAGUGGGCGGCGUUCGGCAAUCCAGGCUGGUCCUACGAGGAGAUUCUGCCGUACUUCCGCAAGUCCGAGGAUCAGCGUAAUCCGUACUUGGCCAGGAACAAGCGCUACCACGGACAAGGUGGCCCCUGGACUGUGCAGGACUCGCCGUACAACACGCCGCUGGGUCCCGCCUUUCUGCAGGCCGGCGAGGAGAUGGGCUACGACAUUGUCGACGUGAAUGGGGAGCAGCAGACGGGCUUCGGCUUCUAUCAGUUCAACAUGCGCCGCGGCUCACGCAGCUCCACGGCCAAGUCCUUUCUGCGUCCGAUCCGGCUGCGCAGCAACCUCCACGUGGCGCUCUUCUCGCACGUGACCAAGGUGCUGACCGACCCGACCAGCAAGCGGGCCACGGGGGUGCAGUUCAUCCGGGAUGGACGGCUGCAGAAUGUUUAUGCCACGCGGGAGGUGAUCCUGUCGGCGGGUGCCAUCAGUUCGCCGCACCUGCUGAUGCUCUCGGGCAUCGGGCACGGGGAGGAGCUGAAUCGCUUCGGCAUUCCGCUGGUGCAGCAUCUGCCGGGCGUGGGGCAGAACCUGCAGGAUCACAUCGCCGUGGGCGGCAUUGCCUUCCUCAUCGACUAUCCCAUCUCGAUAGUGAUGAAGCGAAUGGUGAACAUCAACACGGCCCUGCGCUAUGCCAUCACCGAGGACGGGCCGCUCACCUCGAGCAUUGGCCUCGAGGCGGUGGCCUUUAUCAACACGAAGUACGCCAAUGCCAGCGAUGAUUGGCCGGACAUGAACUUCAUGAUGACCUCCGCCUCGGUGAUGUCCGACGGCGGAUCGCAGGUGAAGACUGCCCACGGGCUGACCGACGAGUUCUACCAGGAGGUCUUCGGGGAGGUCAACAAUCGGGACGUCUUCGGCAUCUUCCCCAUGAUGCUGCGCCCCAAGAGCCGCGGCUUCAUCAAGCUGGCCUCCAAGAACCCGCUGCGCUAUCCCCUGCUCUACCACAACUACCUCACCCAUCCGGACGAUGUGAAUGUGCUGCGCGAGGGCGUCAAGGCCGCCGUCGCCAUGGGCGAAACGGAGGCCAUGAAGCGCUUUGGCGCCCGCUUCUGGAACAAGCCGCUGCCCAACUGCAAGCACCUGACGCUCUUCACCGAUGACUACUGGAACUGCUACAUCAGGCAGUACACGAUGACCAUUUACCACAUGAGCGGCACGGCCAAGAUGGGUCCGCCCAGCGAUCCCUGGGCCGUGGUGGAUCCCCAGCUGAGGGUCUACGGCGUACCCGGCCUGCGGGUGAUCGAUGCCAGCAUCAUGCCAGCCAUCACCAAUGGCAACAUUCAUGCGCCCGUCGUGAUGAUUGGCGAGAAGGGAGCCGAUCUCAUCAAGCAGCUCUGGCUGACGCCCAGCUCUGGUCCCUCGCCACGGGACGGGCAGGGCCAGGGUCAGGGUCAGGGUCUGGGCAACAGGGGGUCGCCUCUGUGGCGAGGCAAGCGGGAGCUGCGAAUGGGAAAUGCCACCACCACAGACGACGAUGGGCAAGUGGAGGCGCUGCAGCAAUGGCCAUUGCCCACCAGCUCGUAGCUGUAGCUCGUAGAGUCAUGCGGGGGCAGGGGCGGAGCGGGGCGGGUUGGUGUCUGGGGUUGAGGGACUCAAAAGAUCAAAAGAUGGGAGCGAGCGAGGGGUCGCGUUGCCUUAGCCUUUAGUUUAGCACAAAUGUCCGCAUUGUUGAAUAAAUUUAAUUUAUUAAGCUUUAGUUUAUCCACUCAAUCCUCAUCCCCCCUGUACCCCUGUACCCCUCCUCCACCCAACGUAGUCUUAGUUAAACGCUUCAUGUAAAUAUCGAGUCAUUUAUGCUAAUUUUUCCUUAUUUUUUUUUGUUUGUUGCUGCGUCUCGUGUGUGUCUAAUACUGUACGUUACAUAUAUGUAUAAUUCGUUUUUUUUGUAUUGUUUUUACUUUUAGCAUUUAAUUUUGUUUGGGAGUACCUCAAUUAGUUGUUUAAGUUUCAGCGUAGAAGUAGCAUACGAUAGA
Drosophila guanche is the source of this 3037-nucleotide messenger RNA. RefSeq names its product glucose dehydrogenase [FAD, quinone]. Bases 456 to 2588 code for a protein of 710 amino acids. Lineage: Eukaryota; Metazoa; Arthropoda; Insecta; Diptera; Drosophilidae. The transcript has 3 exons. The record is from RefSeq and is a predicted model, not a curated record. Gene Ontology annotation, molecular function: oxidoreductase activity, acting on CH-OH group of donors; flavin adenine dinucleotide binding.